This is a messenger RNA of Epithele typhae, 2397 nucleotides long. RefSeq lists its product as uncharacterized. The coding region runs from base 1 to 2397 and encodes 798 amino acids. The record is from RefSeq and is a predicted model, not a curated record. The transcript is spliced from 6 exons. Lineage: Eukaryota; Fungi; Basidiomycota; Agaricomycetes; Polyporales; Epitheliaceae.
AUGCCGCCCGCCUCAGGCCAUCACCAGAAGCCUGUUUUAUUCGACCUCCCCCGCCCCGCCCACCCCCUCACCCCACCAGACACGGACUACGAGACGCUAUCUCACCAGGCGAUCCCGCCUGCGCUGAAUUCGACCGGACUGGAGUUGGAUCCGUCUCAGGCCCAGCUUCCCCCAACCAUGAUGGAGUCCACCUCUCCUUUCGCAUCCCCGUACGCAUCCUUCCACCGGAAGAAACCCUCGGUCACAUACGUCAGCUCGGGUCUGCGGGAGGCAAGGGAGCGUACAGUGCAGCCGCGUCUUAGAUGGCUGGUCGUCGUCCUCCCCCCCGCGUCAAUCACCAAGGAGCACGGUCACCUCGGACAUACCCUGUCGUCUGGGCCUCAACGCCGUCUGUCUAGCGGAUUGCUCAUGCCCCUCUAUCCCACGUUGAGCAGUCAGCUAGGCGCCAUUGCGCGCGAGUUCAGCUUCCCUAGCAUCUCCGGACUGUCCGUCUAUCUCCAUACAAACCACAGUGGGAUCUCACUCGCUCCGCGUGUGUCCGACGAAUCCUGGCCGAUGCUCUGGGGCCAUCUUUUCGACCCACGGAGUCCGUCCCUGCCCGCUCAGCAGCUUCCUAUCAGCGGACACAUCGAGUUUGACAUCGACAUACACCGGGCCCGUUGGUACGACACUUGGAUAGCUUCCUCCCGCCGCGACUUCGCGGACGUCCCCCAGUCUGUUGCUCCCUCCCGUGCCCAAUCCAUCUCCCACUGGCGCCACGAUAGUCAGACUUCAAUCAACGAACCUGCGGACGAGCAAUUGGAUGCCAUUUCGCUGGCGCAGCAGCAGAUUGCAGCCAGGGGUCAAGGUCGCAACAUCAAGAAACUAUCACUCCUGGACCGCUUUGACGCCAUGUCGGUGCGCUCGGGGUCCAAGCUCAUCCUCAGGGACGAAUCUCCGCCCAGCGUUACUGGGAGGACAACCAUUCUCUCGCCCAUCGUCCAGGAGGAUGAACCGAUGACCGCGAAGAAGGACUUCGACCACCGAGUCAACUCAUGGCGCAUGAGUGCCAGCAAUGCCGCUCGCAGCCCUUUGGCCGCCACCGGUCAAACCAGUCUGGACCCUGUCAACAUGCCAAACACGAUUGAAGACCUUCCGACGGGUACCGCUUCCGGCUUCGAACUCAAUUUGGACGACUACACCUGGUCAAUCUCCUCUGCGGGUCCUCUGGACUACGAGAUGGAAUCGGUGCUAUCCUGGAGUCGCGUUCCUUCAGUACAUCUCGACCGUCGCGGAGAGGGUUCGGUCUGCCUCACACCAUCCGUUGCAACGUCGUUUGGACCUGACUACGAUUACAACGAGUUGUCUCCGCUUUCGUACACGUCCCGUCUCCCCUCACCGGACAUUGCAUGGCGCAUGUACGAAGACGUUCCUCCCACCCCCACCACGGCGACAAGCUGGGGUGCUCCUUUGGAGUAUCCCCCCUCUCCUGCUGCAUGGUCAUACGCUCCGUCGAUCGACAUCGCUGAGAGAAACAUGUCUAGUCGCCCCAUGACUCCUACCACGGCGACCAGCUGGGGCCCUCCUUCCGAGUACCCGCGUUCUCCUGCUGCGUGGUCAUACGCCCCAUCUAUCGAUAUCGCUGGUAGAUAUAUGUCAAGCCGCCCUCCGUUCCCAUACGUUUUCCCGUACUACGACGCACCUCGCGCGUCAUCGUGGUCUCAUGUAUGGGCCCUGGUCUCCUACGAUGCUCGUCGGGUCCCGAUUCCAUCGGUCAAACGCAUCAGCGAAGCUCCCGGAGUGGUGCUUGGAUAUCCCGUCAUCGACCUCUAUCCCGCGGUUUACCCCUCCUUCGAUAUUUACCCGGCCCUCAUCUCCAUCGACACCCAUAGGCUUCCUGUCCCCGCAAUCCCAUCCGGGGCUCCGUACCCCAUCUUCGAUCUUUAUCCUGCUGUCUAUCCGAACCUGGUCAUCUAUCCCGCUGUGUCCCACUCAGUCCGCAGUUUGACUACUGUGGUGGCUGUGAAAAAGUCUAACAUCUAUCCCGUUGUGCUCGGCGUAGACUUCACCGCGUAUCCGCACUCUCUGUCGAUGAUUUACUCUCGCGUAACCUCAACGUCCUCUGUGGCAAUUUCGGUGGCAACCUCGACGAGUCCUAGCGUCGACAGGCUUCAGGCUGUUUACCCUGCAUUCGAAAUUUGUGAGUGUCUUUGUCCAUUAGUCUGCACAUAUGCUCAGCUCUGUUCAGAUGCGCCUGUAUAUCCUCACAACCUGGCGAGGAUUUACCCGAGCGUUGUUGCAGAGAUGAAGUUUGUGCCAACUGGGGCUAUUUCCGUCGGUGUCGAACACCAGUAUCCUGUCUUCGACAUCUGUAAGUCAGAGUUGUUUGGACGUGAGCAUGGUACUAAGUUUGUGUAG